Messenger RNA from Perca flavescens (yellow perch), 3769 nucleotides. Its product is annotated as zinc finger protein 37. The record is from RefSeq and is a predicted model, not a curated record. Gene Ontology annotation, biological process: regulation of transcription by RNA polymerase II. The transcript has 6 exons. NCBI's taxonomy places the organism in Eukaryota, Metazoa, Chordata, Actinopteri, Perciformes, Percidae. The coding region runs from base 106 to 2397 and encodes 763 amino acids. Gene Ontology annotation, molecular function: RNA polymerase II cis-regulatory region sequence-specific DNA binding; DNA-binding transcription factor activity.
GAACGCACCAAAACCGGAAACUGGUCAAGAUAGUAAACAAUGCAGACCCGUAUACGUCUCUAAAUCAAAUAUGUCAACUGUGGUUACCGUUUGAAUACAAAAAACAUGGUUGAGUGUUUGAGGAAAAUGUCUAAAGGAGAGAUUCUGAGAGGAUUUGUGACUGAGAGGCUCGCCGCGGCCACCCGGGAGAUCAUAGCGGUUGUUGACAGAAUCGUAGCCGGCUACGAGGAGGAGGCUUCGGGUUACCGAGAGGAGAUAGACCGGCAGAGGAGCCAGCUGGAGCUUCUGCAGGCUCAGGUCACACCCGACAAAACAGGUGUGAAGAGCAGCAGGAGUCUCGGCCCUGUUGAGGAAGAGGAGGAAGAGGAGGAGGAAGAAGAGGAGGAGGAUGAGUCCCCUCAGCAUCCAGGAAACCUGCAAGACUCAACUAGUCAAACUCCAUCAAGCUCUUUCAGCCCUAGACAUCGCUGUAAGAAGAGAAACCCUGACGGGGGUCAGACCAGCACCACGCAGACCAACGUGGAUCAGACCAACGUGGGUCAGACCAGCACCACGCAGACCAACGUGGGUCAGACCAGCACCACUCAGACCAACGUGGGUCAGACCAACGUGGGUCAGACCAGCACCACUCAGACCAACGUGGGUCAGACCAACGUGGGUCAGACCAGCAACACGCGGACUAACGUGGUCCUCAGGGUCUGGAUCCUGGAGGACUCUCGGACCGAUGUGGUCUCAAACAUCGUUCUGAAGAGGUGUCCCAUGCGGAGGCUGAUGUGUCCCCGAGGCCAGCAGGAGGCCGACUUUCUGGCCCUGCUGAGGUCCUCCUUCCCCCAGCUGUCCCGGGACGACCAGCCGCCGUUUGACCUCCUCAAAUCCGACGAGAGACGGCGGUUAGUGCCGCUGGCGGCGCCGACGCUGACCGCCGAGGAGAUCCAGCGAGACAUCGGCCGCAAGCGAUGCAAGUCAGCGCUCUACAUCAGACUCAAGGGAGCUCGGGCCGGCGAGGAAGAGAUUGGUCCUCCGCCAACGAAAGACUCUCCGUCCACCGCUGCCAUGGUGACGUGUGAUGACACCAGACUACAAACGAGCAGCCCUGUUCAGGAGGUCGAAGGCAGCGGAGUAGACGCCAUGUCCGUCAGCUCAACAUCGCAACAACAAGACAUGGAAACAGAGGAAGCUGAUCACGAGGAGCGUGGGAUAUCAGAGCCAGCUGAAAGUAAAGAGAACGACAGCGAUGACGGUGAAAGAGAAGAAGCGAAUGACAGGGACGACGAUUGGAAACCAGACAAAAGCCACGUAAAGCUGAAAGAAAGUGACUCUAAACAGCGGCCGAAGAUGACAAAGAAACAAAAGGCCAGACGUAAGUCAAAGACUGAGAACAGUGGUGAUGUUUUCUACUGCAAAGUUUGCGGAGCUCAGCACAAAUUAGAAGUCACAUUCGUCAAACAUGCCUGGACUCACGUCGACGAUGCGCGAAGUGUCUGCGGAGUGUGCGGAGAGCUUUCGGAGUCCGCGGAGUCGUUGAAGGGUCAUCUUCAAAGUUACCACAAAACCGACGACUGCGGAGAGUCUCUCCUCAGUGUCCUCGGCCUCGAUGAGCACCUGGCUGCCCACUCGGGGGAGAGACCGUACGAAUGCGAUGUCUGCCAUGACGUUUUCGCCUUGAGUUUGUCCCUGGAGAAUCACCGCAAACUCCACGAGGCGGGCACGCCGCACAAAUGUUACACUUGCCACAAAGUGUUCGCUAAGAAGGAACACUUAAAAGCUCACUCCGUGACUCACACCAACAAAAAGAAGCAGCUCUGCGGCGUGUGCGGCAAAUCCCUCAGCGACUAUAGGUCUCUAUCCCGCCACAAGCUGACGCACUCUGGGGAGCGGCCUCACAGCUGUCGGGUUUGCGGGGAUCGGUUCAAACUUCCCGGGACGCUGAGACAACACGAGAAGAUUCACACGGACCGAGAGAGAUCGUACCUCUGCGACGUUUGCUGCAAGAUGUUCAUGACGAGCAAGCAGCUGCAGAUCCACAUGAGAAUGCACACCAACGAGAAGCCCUACCACUGCGGCGAAUGCGGCAGGGGCUUCAGCACCAAGGGACCGUUGACGGUUCACAUGCGGAUCCACACCGGAGAGACACCGUACAGCUGCUCGGACUGUGGCUGGGCCUUCAAACGCAAGGUUAACCUGGAUAACCAUGUGACGGUGCACUCAGGCGUCAAACCGUUUGUUUGCGUGACUUGUGGGAAAGCGUGCGCUCGUAAAGCAUAUUUGAAAGUCCACAUGAGAACCCACAACGGGGAGAGACCAUACAAGUGUAAACUCUGCGACAAGGCUUUCACUCAGAGCCACUGUCUGAAAACACACAUGAAGAGCCACCUGGUGGCCAACGCUGCACUGUGACACUGACAAUAAGGGAUGCCACGAUACCAGAAAGUUUGUUGUCAACAACAAUAACUGUGAAAUUCCAUGAUUCUCAAUACCCAAUUCGUUACCACGGUAAAAACAAGGGCUGGUUAUCGGUUGAGCCGUUAAGAGUGCAUGGAGAUGAUGCACUAUUAAAGGAGAACUAUGCAGUUGUUUUAGCUUAAUUUACCUUAACUGAACAGCUUUGGAGUCAUUGGAAUGGUUAUAUUACUUUUAUUCGGGUUGAAUUGGUUUCUCGCUUCUCUCCUAGCGCCUGUGAGCGGAAAAACCACCCUUGCAACUUACACAUACCACAUACCCGUCGCUACACGCCCCCAUCCAGGAACCAGCUAGCUAUAAAACCAAGGUAGCGAUGCAAAAAAGAAGCCGAAAGCUAGGAAAGCAUUGUCAGAGGAACAGAGAAAGAGGAAACAGCAGACUGACCGAGCGAGGAGUCAGACAUGCAAACGUAAGUUGCUUCUGCUAUGACAGUGCUCUAAGGCCAUUGUAGGAAAAAAGGAGAAUGUUACAUGUUAAUAAUGUUAAACAAAUGCACAUAACCAAAGGGAGAAGAUGGGAGAGUUGCUAACGAGUUUUUACGACAACGUUGCCAAAUAUCUAUUCCAAAGCUGUAGGUGGAGCUCUAUAGAGAAACCUGCGAACAAAAAGCGAGAAAACAUUAAAUAAAUUGCCAAAACUGCAUAGCUCCCCGGUUCUGCUGUGCUGUAGAUGUUCUUCUUCUUCAUGAUUUAGCAGCAGACUAAAACACUUGUAGGUGUAUAAGCUGCCCCCGUCAGGUCCAGAAGAAUUGCAUCUCCGGUACCUGCGUUACCUACAAAAACAAGUACCAGAAAUUUCGCAUCGACUGGUACAGCACCAUCUUUUCUCCUGAAUUAUUGUUUUCUUCUAUUAAAUGUAUGUAUUCUUCAAGUUAUGUAAAGAAAGGCUCCUGUACACUUUGCAAAGUUCAUUGCAUGUCACGCUGUGCGAGAUGGCUCAAAUUAAAUCUUCAAUCCGUACAAUCUCAGUUUUGAGGCUGUCAGAUGCUGAAAUUAAAACCUGGUAAACUGUAGUGUUAUGAUGUACAGUAUGUAAGUAGUAAAUAAUGAGACUGUGAGUCUACGGCCAUACAAGCGGCACUGUGAGGCUGUGCUUAACCACAGCGGUGCUUUAGAGUCCGGAAUGAGUCAUGAUGCCAUUCUUAAGAACUUACUUGUUCAAGCUUGACAAAGGGGGGAUUUAUGCUUUAUUGGCAGUGUUUUAUACAAUAAUUUUGAGUUUAUGAGAGAGAACAUUUCAAUAAUGUGGAUUACCUGGUUUAUUAACCUCCCCUCCUGCAAUAAAAAUCAGUGCCCAGCACCUUCUCCAA